Tinamus guttatus (white-throated tinamou) is the source of this 1519-nucleotide messenger RNA. It is a transcript of the gene MBTPS2, whose product is annotated as membrane bound transcription factor peptidase, site 2. The record is from RefSeq and is a predicted model, not a curated record. Gene Ontology annotation, biological process: regulation of response to endoplasmic reticulum stress; membrane protein intracellular domain proteolysis. Lineage: Eukaryota; Metazoa; Chordata; Aves; Tinamiformes; Tinamidae. Gene Ontology annotation, cellular component: membrane; cytoplasm. Gene Ontology annotation, molecular function: metalloendopeptidase activity; protein binding.
CGGCCAUGAUCCCGAUCCCGGUGGUGGUGUGCGUGCUGGGCGGCUGGUGCGCCAUCUACCUGGCGGACACGCUGCUGAAGUCAUCCAGCUCUUUGAAAACAUCUUAUGAAGACUGGCUGCUGACAUAUGGCCUGAGUGUCUCUCCUUUUCACAUGCGAUGGCAAACUGCUCUCUUCAACCGACAGUUCUACAACUGGGGGCGCUGGAAACCCAGAUUUCUUUAUCUAUGGUUCAGCAUAGGGAUGGUGUUUGGUAUUGUUGCCAUGUUUGGAUCUGUUAUUCUUCUUGGAAAAACACUGAUGCAAACACUGACCCAGAUGCUAACUGAGGCCCCCAAAGCCCAGAAUGACCGUAUGCUGCAAGUUGUGGUGCCUGGUGUAAAUUUGCCUGUCAGCCAGCUGGCCUAUUUCUUCUCUGCAAUCCUCAUCAGUGGUGUGAUACAUGAAGUCGGCCAUGGGGUGGCAGCGAUUCGAGAACAAGUACGGUUUAAUGGAUUUGGGAUUUUUAUCUUCAUCGUCUAUCCUGGAGCAUUUGUUGACCUCUUCACAACUCACUUGCAACUUAUAUCUCCAGUCCAGCAAUUAAGGAUAUUUUGUGCAGGAGUGUGGCAUAAUUUUGUCCUUGGUGUUGCAAGUCUUAUAGUUUUGUUUCUGCUACCAGCCAUUCUUUUCCCUUUCUAUUACACGGGUGUUGGGGCACUUGUCACCGAAGUCACAGAGGAUUCUCCUGCCAAUGGACCAAGAGGCCUUUUCGUGGGAGAUCUUGUCACUAGCCUGCAGGACUGCCCAGUUUAUAGUGUGGAAGACUGGAAUUACUGCCUGGGAGACAUUACACAGAAGUCACAGAUUGGCUACUGUAUAAAUGCAGCAACCCUACAGCAAUUAAGUUUUCCAGCCAGAGUCUAUAGAAGACUUGAUGGCACAGUUGAAUGUUGUAGUAACAACAGCCUCACAGACAUUUGCUUUUCGUACAGCAAUAACUUGGACAGCCUCUUGCAUGCCUGUCUGCCAGCACGAAAGGCGAUUGAGGCCAGCCAAGUGUGUCGAACCAACAUGGACUGCCAGAAGGACUUUGUUCCAAGCUUGUGUGUCACUCCUUCUUUAGAGAACCAGACAAGACUCAUCAGGGUAAAACAUCCACCUCAUAUUGACAUGCUGUUUGUAGGACACCCCAUGCAUCUCCAGUACACAGUAAGUCUCAGCAGUUUUGUACCACGACAUAACUUUCUAAGCAUCGAUCUGCCUGUGGUGAUAGAGACAUUUUGCAAGUACCUGAUUUCACUGUCAGGAGCGUUGGCAGUUAUCAAUGCUGUACCCUGCUUCGCGUUGGAUGGUCAGUGGAUAUUAAAUUCAUUCCUGGAAGCUACUCUGAGCUCACUGAUUGUGGAAAAGCAAAACAGGGAGCUUGUUGGCUUUUUAAUUUUACUUGCUGGCAGUGCACUUCUGGCUGCCAAUGUUGCACUAGGACUUUGGAUGGUAACAGCCCGGUAGGACAUUGGGGAUGCUUCCAUCAGUUUUCA